CUAGCUAGAUUUGAACGCAAAGCACUUCAAAAGAAAACAUGGGUUCAAACAAUAUGAUCAUAGGUUUUAUUGGUUUGGUCUUAUUAACUUGUUAUCUAAGUAAUGUAGAAGCUCAACUUCAAGUUGGGUUCUACCAGAGCACUUGUCCUCCAGCUGAGUUUAUUAUUGGGAAUGAAGUCUUCAAUGCUUUUCAGGCAAAUAAUGGUAUUGCUGCAGGUUUAGUGAGACUCCAUUUUCAUGAUUGUUUUGUUAGGGGUUGUGAGGGCUCGGUUCUCAUUGACUCGACUACAGGAAACACGGCUGAGAAAGAUUCCCCUGCAAAUUUCCCAAGUCUACGAGGUUUUGAAGUCGUGGACACUAUAAAAAACGCACUCGAAGCAGCAUGCCCUGGAGUGGUUUCUUGUGCUGAUAUACUUGCAUUUGCAGCAAGAGACAGUCUUCUAAUAACAGGAGGAAUAGGAUACGGUGUCCCAGCGGGGAGAAAAGAUGGCACGGUUUCAUUAGCCUCGGAAACAAUAGAUUUGCCCCCUCCAACAUUUAAUGUGGCUCAACUUGCUCAAAAUUUCGCCAACAAAGGACUGACACUAGAAGAAAUGGUGACACUGUCAGGCACUCAUACCAUUGGCCGGUCUCAUUGUACUUCGUUCCGUAACAGACUCUAUAGCUUCAAUGCAACUGUAAACCAAGAUCCAAGUGUAGACGCAACUUAUGCCGCCCAACUUAAGCUAAGUUGUCCACAAGCUAACAAUGAUCCUAAUCUAGUCGUACCAAUGAAUCCCGGUAGUCCAAACGUGGCCGAUGUGGGAUAUUUCGCUGAUGUUUUAAACAACCGUGGACUGUUUACAUCGGACCAGACGCUGUUGACAAACCAAUCUACACUUGCUCAGGUGAUCCAGAAUGCUCAGGACCCUUUUCUUUGGAGUAACAAGUUGAUAGCUGCAAUGGUGAAAAUGGGUAAAAUCGGUGUCUUGACUGGAAAUGGUGGUCAGAUACGAUUGAACUGUCGCGUACCGAAUUAAUUAUGCUCAACGAUGGGAAGAAGAUAUAUGGCAAGUGGCAACAGGCAGCACUAUGCUUGACUUAGCUGGUAGUGUCGAUUGUUGUUUGAGAACUUGUUAUCAGACUAUGUUCCCAUUUGUAGCAGCAAGGAACUUAUUAUUAUUAUCGCCUAAAUAAGUCGGCCUCAUUAAAAAUAAAUAAAUAAAAGUAUUAUUGGGUUAAACUGAUA
Messenger RNA from Papaver somniferum (opium poppy), 1228 nucleotides. Its product is annotated as peroxidase 5-like. The coding region runs from base 39 to 1019 and encodes 326 amino acids. Gene Ontology annotation, cellular component: plasmodesma; plant-type cell wall. The record is from RefSeq and is a predicted model, not a curated record. Gene Ontology annotation, molecular function: peroxidase activity; heme binding. The transcript is spliced from 3 exons. Gene Ontology annotation, biological process: response to oxidative stress; hydrogen peroxide catabolic process. Lineage: Eukaryota; Viridiplantae; Streptophyta; Magnoliopsida; Ranunculales; Papaveraceae.